This is a messenger RNA of Lytechinus pictus (painted urchin), 306 nucleotides long. Its product is annotated as large ribosomal subunit protein uL11-like. Gene Ontology annotation, cellular component: ribosome. Lineage: Eukaryota; Metazoa; Echinodermata; Echinoidea; Temnopleuroida; Toxopneustidae. The transcript has 2 exons. The record is from RefSeq and is a predicted model, not a curated record. Gene Ontology annotation, biological process: translation. Bases 1 to 306 code for a protein of 101 amino acids. Gene Ontology annotation, molecular function: structural constituent of ribosome.
AUGUUGACCAUUCAGAACCGUCAGGCCAAAGAAGGUCAAGAACAUCUCACACAGCGGGAACAUCCCCAUCGACGCCAUCACGAGGGAGCGUUCCAUGGCUCAACCGUCAGGCCAAAGAAGGUCAAGAACAUCUCACACAGCGGGAACAUCCCCAUCGACGCCAUCACGAGGGAGCGUUCCAUGGCUCGUGAGUUCAAGGAAGUCUUGGGAACGGCUCAGUCUGUAGGAUGCACUGUGGAAGAACAGAACCGUCAUGAUAUCAUUGAUCAGAUCAAUGAUGGAGACAUUGAAAUCCUAGAGGAAUGA